Molecule: messenger RNA, 1712 nt
Organism: Anolis sagrei ordinatus
Lineage: Eukaryota; Metazoa; Chordata; Lepidosauria; Squamata; Anolidae
Gene: PDHB
Product: pyruvate dehydrogenase E1 subunit beta
Biological process (GO): pyruvate decarboxylation to acetyl-CoA
Molecular function (GO): pyruvate dehydrogenase (acetyl-transferring) activity
Source: RefSeq, a predicted model, not a curated record
GUGCCCGUGACGCGUUACGCCGGGGCGCCGGCGGGGUUGAGGGCAAAUUCAAGAUGGCGGCAGCGGCGUUGCCGUUGAAAGGCCUUUUGCGAGUGGGAGCAGGACGGCUCUCGGGGCUCCCACGGCGGGGGUUUCAUCGCUCUGUGCCGGCCGCCGUUCAGGUGACUGUCCGGGAUGCUUUGAACCAGGCUUUGGAUGAGGAGAUAGAAAGGGAUGAAAAAGUUUUCCUGUUGGGGGAGGAAGUUGCUCAGUAUGAUGGUGCAUACAAGAUUAGCAGAGGACUUUGGAAGAAAUAUGGUGAUCAGAGAAUCAUAGAUACUCCUAUAUCAGAGAUGGGGUUUACUGGUAUUGCGGUCGGAGCUGCCAUGGCUGGCUUGAGACCUGUUUGUGAAUUCAUGACGUUCAACUUCUCCAUGCAAGCUAUUGAUCACAUUAUAAACUCAGCAGCCAAAACUUACUACAUGUCUGCUGGUUUGGUGCCUGUCCCCAUUGUCUUCCGGGGUCCGAAUGGAGCAUCAGCCGGGGUCGCAGCCCAGCAUUCCCAGUGUUUUGCCGCUUGGUAUGGACACUGCCCUGGACUGAAAGUAGUCAGCCCGUGGAGUGCAGAAGACGCAAAGGGUCUCCUUAAAUCCUCAAUCCGGGAUGAUAAUCCAGUUGUAAUGUUGGAAAACGAGUUAAUGUAUGGAGUGCCCUUUGAACUGUCUGAGGAAGCCACAUCAAAGGACUUCCUUGUUCCCAUUGGAAAGGCUAAGAUAGAAAGGCCAGGAACCCACAUUACUUUAGUGUCUCAUUCGCGACCUGUGGGCCACUGUCUGGAAGCAGCUGCAGUCCUUGCCAAAGAUGGAGUGGAGUGCGAGGUAAUAAACCUCCGUAGCAUUAGGCCAAUGGAUAUUGAAACUAUUGAAGCCAGCGUUAUGAAGACAAACAAUCUUGUGACAGUGGAAGGUGGUUGGCCCCAAUUUGGAGUGGGAGCAGAAAUCUGUGCCAGGAUUAUGGAAGGUCCUGCUUUCAACCACUUGGAUGCCCCUGUCGUCCGUGUCACAGGGGCAGAUGUUCCUAUGCCUUAUGCAAAAAUUUUGGAGGAUAACUGCAUACCUCAAGUAAAGGACAUAAUAUUAGCGGUGAAGAAAACACUAAAUGUCUAGUUCUAUGUAUUUGAGUGUGGUGGAUUCUUCAACUAUAUGUCUUUAAAAGUAUUUAUGGAAUGUAUUUACAAGCCUUUGUAUACGGAGCUGCACCUUGUAUAGUACAUGGGGAGGAUGGCAAUGUGGAAGGAAGUGGGUUGUAGGUUUUUCGGACUGUAUGGCCAUGUUCUAGAAGCAUUCUCUCCUGACGUUUCACCUGCAUCUAUGGCAGGCAUCCUCAGAGGUUGUGAGAGGUGAAACAUCAGGGGAGAAUGCUUCUAGAACAUAGACAUACGGCCCAAAACUACAACCCAGUGAUUCCUGCCAUGAAAGCCUUCGACAAUACAUGGAAGGAAGUGAUCUGUUACAGGACAUACUGUUUUUUCAUCCUUUCAAUAAGGAAACAAACAGGCUUAAAUCUAAAACUAUAAUAAUAUUCAGUAGCUAAAUAACUCAUUGUAAGAAGUUUUGUUUCUCAUUGUACAUGAGCAGGCUUCCUUUGAUUUGCAGUCUAUCAAGACUCGGCUUGCGCUUUCUUUGUAACUUAUCAUGUUUGAAAUAAAAAAUUAACAAAACGAUUGAGUAUAU